CGUUUUUAAACCUCUGUCUGAGUCCAAAACCAAAACCUUGUGAAUUCGUACCAGCUGCAUCACAAAGAUUCUCUGAGACCGAGUUAGGACAAUGUAUGAAAAUGUCCCAACAGUCUCCACAGUGGAGCGCCAGCAGGUAUUGCAGGCUUUGGAGCGGCUGCAGGCCAAGAUGGCCCAGAGGGAGGAGUGGACCCACAGUGAGAGGCUGGGGGUGCUGAGGGAUGCUCUACAGAGCCCACUGCUAGGACACAUCCUCACGCUGCAGCAUUCAAUCAAACAACUCAAAGACCAGCUGAACUGCAUGCCUCCAGACACCUGCAGUGAUUUCAGCUUCUCUAGGAAGGGCCAGCUGAUUGUCAGUGUCAGCAGCCCAGGCAGCAGCCUGUGCAUGUCCAGCCCCGGCACUGUGUUGUCCAACGGCUCGGCCCUUGCCUCCCCCGACCAGCUCCAGAGAUGGUUCUGCACCUCCGCUAAGGGGAGGCAGACAGAGCACAUCAGCCUGCCUAAGCCCUUGUCUGGGGGCCUGGGCUUCAGUGUGGUGGGCCUAAGGGCCGAAGGGACAGGGGACCACGGUGUCUUCAUCAGACACGUCCAGCCUAGGAGCAUCGCACACGGGGAUGGGCGCAUACAGGUGAACGACCAGAUCCUGGUGAUCAACGGGAUGCCCCUGGACCAGAGUGUCACCCAGCAUCAGGCCAUCGCUCUCCUGCAGCAGCCUGGGGACAGGGUGGAUCUAGUGGUGGCCAGGGAUCCUGCCACCAUCACACAGCAUACACACACCCUCCCGCCCCAACUCCCGCCUGGGCCCUGUCACAAGGAGCAGUGGGGCCACAUGGAGGAGAUGGAGCUGCUGAACGACGGCUCGGGCCUGGGCUUUGGGAUUGUUGGAGGCAAGGCCACUGGGGUGGUGGUGCGGACUCUGGUUCCAAACAGUGUGGCUGACAAGGAUGGGCGCCUGCGUAUAGGUGACCACAUCCUGCGUAUUGGUGAGACCCCCACAGGAGGCUUGGCCAGCGACCAGGUGGUCAAGGUGCUGCAGGGCUGCGGGAGCAACGUGCGCAUGCUCAUCGCCCGUGACCCCUCGGGACAGUACUCCACCUCCCCGCCGCCCCCUCCCCCGCCCGCCGCCAGCCCCGUCUCUGUCUUACCCUCUGGAGUCAAACCCCAGAGUAGGAUCCGCAGGACGCCCAACCUGCAGGGUUAUGAGAUCCAUAAAGUGCCUCUGAGGAAGAAGGAGGGCCAGAGCCUGGGGAUCACCAUCAUCGGAUACAACUCCUUAACCCGCGAAGACGCGGUCGGGGUGUUUGUGAAGAACGUGGUUCCUGGGAGUGCCGCUGAGCAGAGCGGAAACAUCCGGAUCUAUGACAGGAUAAUAGAGCUGGACGGGGUGAGCCUGCAGGGCUUCACUAACCAGGAGGUUCUGGACGUGAUGAAGCAGACAGGCCAGACGGUCCUCCUCACCCUUGUCAGGAAGAUAGCCUUGCCCAAACCGUCACUGGAGAGGUCCCUGGACGAAGGUGUGGAGGAGAUAUCUCUGUCUGAGCUGAAGGACAAAUGGGAGCAGUCUCUGGGGCCACAGUAUGAUGUUCUGGUGGUUGAACUGGAACCUGUUAUUGAAGAUGAUGUUGAACUACAGAAUUACUCCAAGCUGCUACCCAUCCACACCAUGCGUCUGGGGGUGGAGUUGGACUCGUUUGACGGCCACCACUACAUCUCCUCUGUGGCCCCAGAAGGCCCUGUGGCCAAACACGGCCUCCUGAGACCAGAUGACGAACUACUAGAGGUAAACGCGGUGCAGCUGUACGGCAAGUCGAGGCGCGAGGCGGUGGCGUUCCUUCGUGAGGUUCCCCCUCCCUUCACCCUGGUGUGCUGCAGACACCUGACAGAGGAGAACUCAGACUACCAGCAUGACCGGGACGAUAAGUGGCACUCGCCCAGCACUGCUGCCAGCCUCUCUGAGGACCGAGCCACCCUAAAGGAGAUCUCGGAGGAGGACCAAGCCACCCUGAAGGAGAUCUCAGAGGAGGAGCAAGUGCCCACAUACCCAAGCCACCAGGAGAAGAAAGUGCAUGAGGAAGGAGAAGAGGAGGAGCAUGAAGAGGGAGAGCUGGCUCUGUGGUCCCCAGACAUCCAGUUGUUGGAGCUGGAGAAGAGAGAGGGAGGCCUGGGCUUCAGCAUACAAGACUACCAGGACCCUCUGGACAGGGCAGGCUCGGUCAUCGUCAUCCGCUCCCUGGUGCCUGGCAGUGUGGCAGAGCGCCAUGGGUACAUGCUCCCCGGGGACCAGCUGGUGUUUGUCAACGACACCUACCUGGACACGACGAGCCUGUCCCAGGCUGUGGAGGUGCUGGAUGCUGCCCCAUCUGGAACAGUCUACCUGGGCAUCCGCAAGCCACUGGUGGUGGAGGAGGAAGGUGGAGAUGGUACUGUGGAGAAGCUGGAGUCCAGAGCCCUCUUUGAUCAGCUCUCUCUAGGUCCGUCUGUGAAUUCCUGGGUGGAGACUGGGGACAGCGAGGAGGACUCAGACUCCAGGAACGGAAGAUCAGAACUCAUCCUCACAGACACAGACUCGGUGCAUUUGAUUGGCACAGAGAGGAGAAAGAGGAGGAGCCAGGGAGGAGGACGACACAGUGAUCUACCUGAGAGGGAGGAAGGAGAGGGAGAGGAGACCCCUGCCUUCAGUCACUGGGGACCCCCACGCAGAGUGGAGGUGUGGCAGGAGGAUUGUGAGUCUCUUGGCAUCAGCAUCGUGGGCGGGCACAGCGUCAUCAAGAGACUGAAGAAUGGAGAGGAACUCAAGGGCAUCUUUAUCAAACAGGUACUGCUUGAGAGCCCAGCGGGACGCACUCGCUCCCUCAAGACUGGAGACAAGAUAGUGCAGGUAUCAGGUGUGGACCUCCAGAAUGCCAGUCAUGAGGAGGCAGUCCAGGUCAUCAAGACAGCUCCCAGUCCUUGCUGGUGCUUGGUGCAUGAAUGGAGUUUGACGUUCUUCACAUGUCUAUGUGUCUGUCCGUCCUAUGUGUCCCCCUUUGUCUGUGUAUGUCUGUCUUUGUGCUUGUCUGUCCUCCUCUGUCUCGUGUUUGUCUGUGUGUGUCUGUCUUUGUCUUGUCUGUCCUGUAUCUGUGUGCACGCGUUUGUCUGUCUGUUCUAUCUUUGUGCUUGUCUUCCUCCUCUGUCUCCCUCUUCUUCCUCUCCUCUCUUUCUGUGUGCGUGUGUGUAUGUGUGUGUGUGUGUGUGUGUGUGUCAGGUAUCAGGUGUGGACCUCCAGAAUGCCAGUCAUGAGGAGGCAGUCCAGGUCAUCAAGACAGCUCCCAGUCCUGUGGUCUUCAUCGUUCAGAGCCUCUCUGCCACGCCAAGGCCUGUCUCACUAACGGCGCCCAGUUACAGAAAGCACAAGGCAAAGAGCAGAGUCAUGCCGAAAGCAGAAAUAGGAGGUGCCCCUCCCCCGAUGAGACUCCCCCCGCCCUACCGGCCACCCGGUCAGCUGACAGAGGACCAGGACGAAGAGCUGGAGGGAGUCAAAGGGGGGCGUAUUGGCUGACUGUUGUAUCGGUUGCCUGGCGACUGAGGGAGGGUCAGGGAUGCAACCUAACCAAUAGAACUACUGUAUUAACAUGAGAGAGUGGGGAAGGUGGCCAUCGUGACUUGUCACUGCACUGUGUGUUGUUCCCUCUCUUUUACAGCUUUUUACUCUAAUGCAGUGCAUUCAGAAAGUAUUCAGACCCCUUGUCUUUUUACACAUUUUGUUACAUUACAUCGUUAUUCUAAAAUUGAUUAAAUUGUUUUUUCCCCUCAUCAAUCUACACACAAUUCCCCAUAAUGACAAAGCAAAAACAUUAUUUUGACAUUUUUGCAAAUGUAUAAAAAAGAAUCAAAUUUACAGAAGUAUUCAGACCCUUUACUCAGUACUUUGUUGAAGCACCUUUGGCAGCCUGAUCCUCUCAAGCUCUGUCAGGUUGGGAAAGGGAGGAGGAUGCCUAGUCAGUUGUCCAACUAAAUGUAUUCAACUGAAAUGUGUCUUGGGGAGCUUUGCUGCACAGUUAUUUUCAGGUCUCUCCAGAGAUGUUCGAUCGGGUUCAAGUCCGGGCUCUAGCUGGGGCACUCAAGGAUAUUCAGAGACUUGGCCCAAAGCCACUCUUGCCUUGUCUUGGUUGUGUGCUUAGGGUCAUUGUCCUGUUGAAAGGUGAACCUUCACCCCAGUCCGAGGUCCUGAGUGCUCUGGAGCAGAUUUUCAUCAAGGAUAUCUGUACUUUGCUCUGUUCAUCUUUGCCUUGAUCCUGAGUAGUUUCCCAGUCCCUGCAGCUGAAAAACAUCCCAACAGCAUGAUGCUGCCACCGCCGUGUGUCACUGUAGGGAUGGUGCAAGGUUUCGUUCAGAUAUUAUGCUUGGCAUUCAGGCCAAAAGAGUUCAAUCUUGGUUUCAUCAGACCAGAGAAUCUUGUUUCUAAUGGUCUGAGAGUCCUUUAGAUGCCUUUUGGCAAACUCCAAGCAGGCUAUCAUGUGCCUUUUACUGAGGAGUGGCUUCUGUCUGGCAACACCAUAAAAGCCUGCUUGGUGGAGUGCUGCAGAGAUGGUUGUUCUUCUGGAAGAUUCUGCCAUCUCUACAGAGGAACUCUGAAGCUCUGUCAGAGUGACCAUUGGGUUCUUGGUCACCUGCCUGACCAAGGCCCUUCUCCCCUGAUUGCUCAGCAUGGAUGGGCGGCCAGUUCAAGGAAGAAACAGUGGUGGUUCCAAACUUCUUCCAUUUAAGAAUGAUGCAGGACACUUUUGUUGCUGGGGAAGUUCAAAGCUGCAGAAAUGUUUUGGUACCCUUCCCCAGAUCUGUGCCUCAGCAAAAUCCUGUCUCGGAUUGUGACUUGGGUUAUGCUCUGGCAUGCACUGUCAACUGUGAGACAGGUGUGUGCCUUUCCAAAUCAUGUUCAAUCAAUUGAAUUUACCACAGGUGGACUCCAAUCAAGUCGUAGAAAUUUCUCAAGGAUGAUCAAUGGAAACAGGAUGCACCUGAGCUCAAUUGCAAGUCUCAUAGCAAAAGGUCUGAAUACUUAUUAAACAAGGUAUUUUAGUUUUUUUAUUUUGAAUAAAUUUGCAACAAACCUGUUUUUUUUCGCUUUCUCAUCAUAGGGUAUUGUGUGUAGAUUUCUAAUGAAAUCCAUUUUAGAAUAAGGCUGUAAUGUAACAAAAUGUUGAAAUAGUCAAGGGGUCUGAAUACUUUCCGAAGGCAUGGUAUAUUGUUUCCUCAGGGCCGUCCCCUUAGGUUUUGCACCUUUUUGUUACUGCCCAGCAUUACACCUAUUUCAACUAGCCUAAUGGCUUGGUGAUUUGUUGACUAGUUGAAUCAGGUGUGUUAUAGCUGAGCUUGAACAAAAGGUUAAGACUUGAACUCAGCGUUUCCACUUGUUCCAAGGGAUACCUUGCUGUAGAUUUCUGUCUGGUUUCAGUAUUGGGCCUCUAUCUCAAUGCUCCAAUGGGCUUAUACCUCUAAAUACUAUUUUGCUGUAUCAAACACCGGCUUUAACUUUACAGUGGCUUACUUUCAAUUCAGUGCCAUCUGGUCUUCUCUAUGUUGCUUCCCCAGUGGUGAUGUUUAGAAACCUGUUUAAAUAGCUGUUGUCAUGAAUAUUGUAAAGAGCGUACUUGUUGGCUUUAUCUCUCGCAGUGUCUUACAUCGGCUCUUGUCAAGGUCUGCUAUGGCAGGCAUGCCACAAUGGGAAUAUAAGGUCAUUAGGGUCUCUAUCACUCUGGCUUGUUCACACUGUUGUGGGUUGAAUGCAGGUUCCAUUUUGAAAGGAUUGACCUUGGCUAAGGUGAGAUCCAACAACAUUGACCUUCUGAACAAUCUCCUUUCCCCAUUCUCCUCCUCCCUGAGGUUCCCUCCAUUUGUUAUGUCAUGUUGCCACGACAAUCAAUCACGAUGACUGUUGCUAAAUCAGUCUGCUGCUCUCCUACCAUAUUCUUCAUAUCUAUACUAUACUGAACGGAAAUAUAAACGCAACAUGCAACAUUUCCAAAGAUUUUACUGAGUUACAAUUCAUGUAAGGAAAUCAGUCAAUCGAAAUGAAUUCAUUAGGGUAAUCUAUGGAUUUCACAUGACUGGGAAUACAGAUAUGCAUAUUUUGGUCACAGACACCUUAAAAUCAAAGUAGGGGCGUGAAUCAGAAAACCAGUCUGUUUUUGGUGUGACCACCAUUUGCCUCAUGCAGUGUGACACACCUCCUUCAUAUACAGUUGAGCAUGCUGUUGAUUGUGGCCUGUGGAAUGUUGUUCCCACUACUCUUCAAUGGCCGUUUGAAGUUGCUGGAUAUACACAUGGAUCCAGAGCAUCCCAAACAUGCUCAAUGGGUGACAUGACUGGUGAGUAUGUAGGCAAUGGAAGAACUGGGACAUUUUCAGCUUCCAGGAAUUGUGUACAGAUACUUGCGACAUGGGGCCGUACAUUAUCAUGCAGAAACAUGAGGUGAUGGCGGCGAAUGAAUGGCACGACAAUGGGCCUCAGGAUCUCAUAACGAUAUCUCUGUGAUUUGAAAUUGCCAUUGAUAAAAUGCAAUUGUGUUCGUUUUCUGUAGCAUCUGACCCUUGGCCACACUGUUGACAUCAGCAAAUCCCCCGGCCACACACGUGUCUUGCCGUUGUGUGGCCGGUUGGAUGUACUGCCAAAUUCUCUAAGACGAUAUUGGAGGCGGCUUAUGGUAGAAUAUGUUAAUUUCUCUCUGGCAAUAGCUCUGUUAGACAUUCCUGCUGUCAGCAUACCAAUUGCAUGUUCCUUCAAAACUUGAGAAAUCUGUGGAAUUGAGUUGUGCAACGAAACUGCAUUUUUGAGUGGCCUUUUAUUGUCCCCAGCGCAAGGUGCACCCAUGUAAUGAUUAUGCUGUUUAAUCAGCUUCUUGAUAUGCCAGACCUGUCAGAUGGAUGGAUUAUCUUGGCAAAGGAGAAAUGCUCACUAACAGUUAUGUACUGUAAUCAAAUUUGUGCUCAACAUUUUAGAGAAAUUAGCUUUUUGUUUGUAUGGAAUAUUUCUGGGAUCUUUAAUUUUAUUUCUAUAAAACAUGGGACCAACACUUCACAUGUUGCAUUUAUAUUUUUGUUCAGUGUAUUUUGUGCAAUAAAUCAGACUUGUUACUUGAUUUUUUUUUCUUUUAAGGUGGUUUAAUUAAUUAAAAGUUUGUUUGUUUCAAGUACCAGCAUGUCAGGUGGGUGGAGUUCGUACUUUUGGGACUAAUCAAUGUUAGCCUAUUGCAUUUUGUUUGUAAAUCCAACAUGGUAGGUUUGUUUUUACUUUUUCGAGAGAUGAGCACCCUAUUAAAAAGUGUUGUCAAGGGUGGGAGCUGUUACUAUAGGUGUUACGCCACAAAUAAAAGUAUCCAAAGCA
Messenger RNA from Oncorhynchus masou masou (cherry salmon), 7365 nucleotides. Its product is annotated as inaD-like protein. The coding region runs from base 92 to 3541 and encodes 1149 amino acids. The record is from RefSeq and is a predicted model, not a curated record. The transcript is spliced from 27 exons. Lineage: Eukaryota; Metazoa; Chordata; Actinopteri; Salmoniformes; Salmonidae. Gene Ontology annotation, molecular function: protein binding.